GCACAAGUCGCUCCAAUCACUUCAAUCCGAAGCAAUCCAAUCCAAUGCGAUAUUUCAUAAUCGCUGUGCGUGCGCGUAGGCAGCAUUGACCGGCUCAGGGCUCAUCACCGUCAUCGCGUUACGGCGUUUCUUCACGCGGCCGUCGCACCUGAGUGUCGGGUUGCUUGAGGAAAGGCGGUUUUCUUGUCGGCCCGCAAAUGGCGUGCGAGCGUCUGCGGCGAGCUCUCUAUCGGGCCUUGUACGUUGUCAUCGGUACGUGCAUAUCCCUCUACGUCGGCAUUAGAGUCGGAAUACAGGUGCUGAUCCACGGCAAAGCCAUCCUGCAGUCGAAGGAACGCAAAGAAGAACCGGCCUGCCUACGCGAUCCGGCGCUGGGCCAACACGAAUUCGUAGAAUUGGAGGACGUCCGGCUGCACUAUGUCUCGGCCGGCGACAGGUCCAACCCUCUCAUGCUUUUCCUUCACGGUUUUCCCGACUUCUGGUUCACGUGGAAGGAACAGAUCCUGGACUUCAAGAAGGACUUCUGGGUGGUGGCUCCGGACAUGAGGGGUUACGGUCUGUCAUCGAAGCCAGCGCAGGUGGAAGACUACGGCAUGUCGUAUCUCAUUGAAGACGUCAGGGGACUGAUCACGGCACUCGGCAGGAAGAAGGCGAUUGUGGUGGGCCACGACUGGGGCGGCUUCGUUGCCUGGGUGUUCGCCUCCAAGUACGAGCACAUGGUGGACCGACUGGUCACGCUGAACUCCGCCCACCCGCUGGCCAUGAAGCACCAGCUCGAGAACAGCUUCGAGCAGAUGGUCAAGUCCUGGUACAUGAUUGCGUUCCAGCCGUCUGCCUGGCCAGAGAAGCUCAUCCAGAUGAGGGACUUUGCAAUGCUGGACAGGAUGCUCUCCAUGCUUCCAGAGGAAGAAAGGGAGGCGCUCAAAUACACCUUUUCACAGCCAGGAGCGCUGACGGGCCCCAUCAACUACUACCGGGCGAACAUCCUUAGCCAGGACAGGCGGUUGCAGGGUUUGCGCUACAGCUACAUCAACACCCCGACGCUGAUCGUGUGGGGCGAGGGGGACGCCUACCUGACGCGCAAGCUGGCCCAGCUGAGCAUCCAGCAGGCCUUUGGCCGCGUGGAGUACGUAGCCCACGCCUCCCACUGGGUGCACCGGCAGUGCCCCCGCAAGGUCAACGACCACAUCCGCACCUUCCUCAAGAACACCGAGAGGUCGACGGCCGCCUAACUUCGAGCCGCUCCGACCGGCCGUCCCAAGUCUAUUCUCUCUCCGACGUUGGACCGACCUCUUUCGGGACUGGGAAGGCAAACUUACGUUGUGUCUCCGAUGUAUGGCCAGCUUCUGGCAGACACACGCCCCACUUCUGGUCAACCUCUGGCCCACCUCCGGCCAACUUCUAGCCCACCUCCGGCCAACCUUCAGCCAGCAUGUUUGGCAGACGUCCGGCGACGGCUAGACUUUUCUCGUAGUGCUGUUGCAGCAAGGCAGAGGCUGCCAGUUUGGUCGAUUGCGUGGCUGGUGUAUGGCCGACUUAUGGGAACUCGCAACACUGCUUGGCUGCUAUGUGACAGGCAUGUCUCGCUUCGUUACUGCAACAAUUGUGAAUGGAAGCUGCCAGUUUUGUGAUGCGUAGUAUUUCGGAGUAACGGCGUUGUCAACUAGUUUGGAUGGUUGGUUGGAUGGAGUCUGGGGACGGAAUGACCAAUGCAUACUCGAAGCAUUUCAUAUCAACAUAGCCCUGCGGUGGCAAGUUCGUGGCAGUUUAUUGGUGGCUGCAUUAUUUGCGUGGCAACGGCGGGACUCGGAAAAUUUGCGGCAAGAGUGCGAUUGUGGUAUGUGUAUACCCGGAACACAAGCGGAGGUUUUAUGGUAGAGCGAUAAGCAUUUAAUGUGGCCAGAGUUGCGUCUCACAUUGUCUCCUGCCGCUUGAAAUUUUUAGGAUGGACUACUUGAACAGUGGUAGCAAGAAUUGUAAAAAGAAUGACAAGUACAAGUGGUUGU
Messenger RNA from Ixodes scapularis (black-legged tick), 2006 nucleotides. RefSeq names its product epoxide hydrolase 4. Lineage: Eukaryota; Metazoa; Arthropoda; Arachnida; Ixodida; Ixodidae. Gene Ontology annotation, molecular function: hydrolase activity. The coding region runs from base 198 to 1232 and encodes 344 amino acids. The record is from RefSeq and is a predicted model, not a curated record. The transcript has 6 exons.